Messenger RNA from Cataglyphis hispanica, 3340 nucleotides. Its product is annotated as ATP-dependent DNA helicase Q5-like. Bases 224 to 3235 code for a protein of 1003 amino acids. Gene Ontology annotation, cellular component: cytoplasm; chromosome. The record is from RefSeq and is a predicted model, not a curated record. Gene Ontology annotation, biological process: double-strand break repair via homologous recombination. Gene Ontology annotation, molecular function: ATP binding; nucleic acid binding; four-way junction helicase activity. The transcript is spliced from 14 exons. Lineage: Eukaryota; Metazoa; Arthropoda; Insecta; Hymenoptera; Formicidae.
CUGUUCUCUCGUAUGGUAGCUGAUGAUAACAUGUGUACAUGUAUUAUUAUGUGACAUGUGUUUUUAUGAAUAGUGUGGAUAUCAUGUUUAUUCGAUAGAUCCAUUGCAAAAAAAUAACAACUAUAUCUAAUACGUGAAAAGUAGCAAGUGUAUCUGAUACGUUACUUUAUUGACUUCAGUCUUAAAGGAACGUACAACGAUAAAUAUAUAUGUAUAUAUUAAAAUGUUGCAAAACGUUUUGAAAUCAAAGUUCGGUUAUGACAAUUUUAAAAAUGACAUUCAAAAACAAGCCAUUACUGCCAUUCAUAAAGGAAAGCAAGAUGUAUUCGUAUGUAUGCCAACUGGUUCUGGAAAGUCUCUCUGUUUUCAGUUACCUGCGAUAAUGAAAGAACAGAAAGUUGCGAUUGUCUUUUCACCACUUUUAGCUUUGAUGAAGAAUCAAAUAGACUUCUUAGUGUCUAAAAAAAUAAAUGCUUAUUCCUUGAACUCUACUACAUCAAGCAAAGAAAGAAAUACAAUCAUGGAAGAUCUUAUGUCAAAUUCACUUAAAAUAAAAUUGUUAUAUGUUACUCCAGAAAUGGGAGCGCAACAACAUUUUCAGGAAACUGUAAUUAAAUUGAACAAAAAGAAAGCACUUUCUUAUUUUGUUAUUGAUGAAGCUCAUUGUUUAAGUGAAUGGGGUCAUGAUUUUAGACCAACUUAUAGACAAUUGGGAGUAUUCAAGAAAUUGUGCCCCAAAAUACCUAUGAUUGCAUUAACAGCAACUGCUGCAAAACAAGUAAAGGACGAUAUUCUCCAAAGUUUGCAUAUGGAAGAUGCAUUGAUAUUCUCUCAGCCAGUAUUUCGUCCCAAUCUAUAUUAUGAUGUAUGGUUCUUAGAAACAUUAGACAAACCAUUUGAACAUCUAAAAAACUUUAUUUCAGAUGCAUUAGGACCUUCAGAUAAUUCUAUUCCUAUGCACAAAAGGAAUUGUGGUAUCAUUUAUUGUAGAAAAAAGGAGACAACUGAAAUUGUUGCACAUAAAUUGACUCUUGCUGGAAUUACAACACUGGCAUAUCAUGGGAGCUUAAAAGCUCAGGAACGUAAUGAAGUGCAAAAUAAAUGGACAACAGGUGAAGUAUCUGUCAUCACAGCAACAUGCAGCUUUGGAAUGGGUGUUGAUAAAGGAUCUGUUAGAUUUGUGAUUCAUUGGACAAUACCUAAAAAUAUUGCAGCUUAUUAUCAAGAAUCAGGAAGGGCUGGCAGAGAUGGCAACCCUGCAUUUUGCAGGAUUUAUUUUAGCAAUGAAGAAUAUAGACCUAUUUCAUUUCUUAUCAAGGAAGAAAUUACGCAUAUUACACAUAAGAAUUCAGAACUUGCAAAAAUUAAAUGGCAAGAUUUUGAAAAAAGUGUUGCAUAUUGUUUAGAGACAAAAUGCCGGCACGCAGUAUUUUCCAAGUAUUUCGGAGAUUCUCCUCCGCUUUGCAGAAACAGAUGUGACAUAUGUAAAAACAAAGACGAAGUGCGAGCGAGAAUUGCUCAAUUUGAAAUGUAUCAGAGUACAGCUAAAAAAUUCCGAAGUAAUGUAGGCAGCGCAACGCAAAUAAACUACGACGACCACGAAAUUGAUGAAUUUGAUGAGCCGGAAGAAUCAAGAGAGAAAAUUAUAGCAGCUGAAAAGCGAGAAAGAAGAGAACUUAUUAUGGAACAAUUUGCACUUAGACGCAGUGCAUCUAAAGAGGACAAAAUAAAGCAACAAAACAUCGAAUACGCGAAAGUAGCACAUGUCCGUGCAGCUGACAGUACAGAUAAAAAAAUUAAAGGUUUAACUGUUCAAGUGCGGGAACACUUUUACAAUGAAUUGAAAGUAGCAUUAUUUGAGAAUUAUCAACAUUCUUCAAAAGAUAACAAACAACUUUCAGAGAAGGAUAUACAUGAUAUAGCUAAUAACAUAGAAUAUAAAAUAUUUUCCAGUACUAAGGUACCAAAUAAGUACAAAUUUGAUAUAUCUAAAUUGAUUUCAUCGAUACGAAAAUGUACUAAUGAUAAUACUAUUUAUGAAACAAUAUAUGAUUAUAAUGAAACAGAAUGUCAUGACAUAGAACUUAACAAUUCUAAUAAUAUUGAUACAUUUAAUAGCAAAGAAUUUAAUAUAACUAAAACCGAAUUUGUCAAACCGAGUCUGUCAAACGAAUGUAGUAAACCGAUUUUUCCUUCGACGUUUAAAACUGCAUUAGAGAUUUUAAAUGAAGAAAAGCCACAGGCAUUCACAUCAGACAAAAAUAAAAAGACUCAAUCGAAAAAAUUAUAUGUUAAAAAUAUCAAAAUAAAUCAAAUUAAUAAUGAAACAUCUAUUAUUGAUUCCAAUAUUACACAAAAAAAUGAAACACCAUUUGAAAUGUCAAAUGAUUUUGUCUGUGCGCGAAAAAUUUAUGAUGACAGCACAUCAAUAGUUAGUACAAGUUCUUCUAAACCAAAAUCGAAUACAAGUUUCUCUAAAUCAAAAGUUCGCAGAAGUAAAAUAGAUAAAGGUGUAAAAAAAACAGAUAAAACAGUUUAUGAACAAAUUUUAGCAUCAGCACGAUCAGUAACAAAGAAAACCAUAAAUGAAACAGGAGAUAUUUCUGUUGAAAUAAAACCAAAAGUUGACAAUGUUAUUGAUCAUAUUAAAAACAAGAAUGAAAUUAAGAAUAGAAAUAAAAGUAAAAGAGAUUACAAAGUUAUUGAACAUCAUGAGGAUGAUAUAAAACCUGCUAAAAAAAAAAGAAUUGUACAUAGUGACUGCAAUGAUGAAACUAUUAAUUAUAAAUCUAAUAUCGAUGAAAAAAUUGAUAAAAAGAUUAUAGAAAAUGAGAUUGACACAGAAGUGGUUAAGAAUAGAGAUGCAAAUACAGAUACUAAUAUUAAUACUAUAAACGAUGAUUUAUUGAUGACCGAAAAAAAUAAAACGAGAAAGCAUUUAGAAAAGGAAAUUAAUAUAGAAUUAAAAAGAAAAGAAAAAACUGCUCACUUAAAACAGCACGAAAAAGACAAAAGUAAUAAUAGACUAAAAGUACCUGCAGAUAAAGUUAUACAAUUUAAAACUGCAGAAAUUUUAAAAUCAUAUUUGAUGAAAUAUUAUCCAUCAGAACGUCUUCCAGACAGAGCAACAUUCUCAAAAACUUGCAGAGAAAUGCAUUACAGUAUGUUAAAAAAGAAAAUAUUUGAUAAAGAAGGAAUACAUAAUUUCGUUGUAAGUUUUAUGAGUCAAUCUUGAAAUAUUUUUUAUUUUAUAUGUAACGUAUUUAUAUUUAUUGUUAGGCAAGUGACAUAAGAGUAAUGCUGUUUUUGAAAUAAAUACAUGAUUCUUUCUAUUUCGUAA